This is a messenger RNA of Athene cunicularia (burrowing owl), 2261 nucleotides long. Its product is annotated as coiled-coil domain-containing protein 162-like. Lineage: Eukaryota; Metazoa; Chordata; Aves; Strigiformes; Strigidae. The record is from RefSeq and is a predicted model, not a curated record.
GAAGCACCGAUCAUGUUCUAAACAAUUCCAGAGAAGGCUGCUCUCAGAGCUCUCCACCUAAGCCUAGAAAUUGUUGGUGCAUUUCAUGACGUGGUUUCAUAUCUUCUGGCUUUUGCUCAAUUAGGAAAUUCUCCAAACUGCUUUUGUGCCUUAAACCCAGAGCCUCUGACCCCACUCUGGGGAGAGACUGACAGGAUUGGGACUGAACUUCAAGACAUACAGAAAAUGAUCGACAGCCUCCAGAAUCCACAGGAUCCCAGUAAAGUAGCCCAGCUGCUGGCCAUUCACAGAGAAGUGAUCUUUCUACAGUUUGAUGCAGCAAUCAGGCAUCGACUACGAGAGACAUUUUUGUCCUCGGGGAAUGUUUCAGCCUACCAGAGUGUUACAGACAGGAUAUACCAUGCGUUGCCUCCAUUGAGUAACUCUGUGAUUCAGAGUGCAUUUGCUUCACAGCUAAGGCUCCGACAGCUUCUAGAUCCUCAAAGCUGCAGGACACUCGUGCAUUUCCCUUGGAGGACAUUCCUAAUGGACGGAGGAUUGUUUCCAGUCACUAUCAACAACACAGUUAAUAUAAAUUACAACAUGCAGCUGUGCCUGUGCAGCCUGAGUGAUGCAGACCAAAGAGUUGCUCAUGGGGAGCUGGUGGCAAUGCAGUUUCUAAUGGAGGAUAUACUGCAGAAUAGCUACAGCUGUGCUAUGGAAGAUCAUGCUGACUGUCAAGCCUCCUUAGCUAAAAGCAAGCAGCAGCGUUUGGCAGAAGCAGUUGACUCAAGUGCUAACUGGUUGCAGAACAGCAAAAAGACAUGCAAACUUCUGCUGAGGCAUCAUGAUCCAGUCAUAUCACUGAACUUGCCGAGAUCUUUCCUGAUACUAUGGAAGCAACUAGAAAUAUUAAAGGCAGAAUGGGGCCGGCUCAAGCUGAGGACUGAGGAUAUCAAUACAGUUACUCUCUACAAAGAGUUUUGUGAGCAAUACGGCACAGAUAUCCUGUACCCAGCCAUGAAAGCCAUAGUCAGACAAAUGGGCACAAAGGAGGAGUUUGGAGAGCCCAUUACAAGCACUCAACAUAUACUUGCCCCCAGAGGAGGAUCAGAAAUCCAAAUGAAAGUGUACCCGCUCCAAAAGCUUCUGGAAAGCCUAGAAAUCCACAUGAUCCAUGAUGUGCAGAAGAUUAACCAGGAGAUUACUCUAGUGACAGCUGAGAGAGCCAGACAAGAAAGCAGUCUCCCCACUGAGCUCUGGAAACACAGGGUAAUGCAAGAAAAUUUUGUUGUACGACCACAGAUAGUUGAAACAUUUGUUCAAAGGCUGAUGGAAAACUACCAAGAAUCAGAUACAGAGGUCACUUUGAAAAAAAGCCAUUUACAACAGUGUCUCACCAUACUGGGCUGUGACAUUAUGGCCAGAGAGCGCAGCAACUUUGACAUCUACUUCAUGUUUUAUGAAAAUAUUCUCCAGCAGCAGCAUCGUUUACUUUACCAGAAAGAACAAGAGUUGCAUGCAGUGAAAGAAGGUGGCAACCAAGGUGAUAUGGCUCUGACGCAGAUUGUGGGACUGUGCCAUGGGAUGAUUAUGGAAAUAACUGCUCUCAGAGCCCAGCUCGCUGACUUAGAGGAAGAAAAUCUUGGUCUCAAAGAGAAGAUUAGAAAAGAAGUACGGGAUGAAUAUGAAUCAUUAGUGCGGAACCUAUUUGUGACUUGUGUCCAUCUAAAAGGAAAUUUGGAUGUCUAUCGCCUUAGCAUUGAGCAACGAGUGUUUGAAAUCAUCAGUGAAGUGAGAAGAGAAGGCGUUGACAAUAUGAUUGAUCUGAAGAAAAAGUUUGGCUCCACUAAAAAUAAUGGUGACUUGAAAGAACAUUUGUCUAAACAGGAGGAGCUGCAGCUCUUGCGGGAUGAAAAUAUCAGGCUAAGCAAGCUGGUGUGUAAGCUAAAAGCUCUGAACUGUUGGAAGCAAACCACUCAGAAGGCACAGCUCUCUGCAAAGCUUAGAGAUGCUGAGAAGGAAGCUCUUCAAAACAAAAAAGAGUGUCUGAAUGCUAAAAUGAUGGCAGAACAAGAGGUGACUUCAUUGCAGGGGCAGCUCCUGUCUGUAAGAAAAGCUCUUGCAAAAUCUCAAGCAGACAAUGACAAGCUAAAGAAACAGCUACAUAAUCAGAAACAAAUGCUGUUGGAAGUAAUACAGAGGAAGACAUAAGAAGCCAAGAAAAGACAAGUACUCACUGUGACAAAAGCUGAAAACAUUGAGAAGAUGCUUGAAAAGAU